Messenger RNA from Bicyclus anynana (squinting bush brown), 396 nucleotides. RefSeq names its product chorion class CA protein ERA.1-like. The transcript has 2 exons. Gene Ontology annotation, molecular function: structural constituent of egg chorion. The coding region runs from base 1 to 396 and encodes 131 amino acids. Gene Ontology annotation, cellular component: egg chorion. Lineage: Eukaryota; Metazoa; Arthropoda; Insecta; Lepidoptera; Nymphalidae. The record is from RefSeq and is a predicted model, not a curated record. Gene Ontology annotation, biological process: chorion-containing eggshell formation; multicellular organism development.
AUGUCCUCCUUUGCUUUCCUUUUACUUUGCGUCCAAGCUUGCUUGGUCCAGAAUGUAUUCGGCCAAUGCCUCGGUCCAGCACCAAUGGCGUAUGCUCCAGCUAUGGCGCCUUACGGCUAUGGCGCUGGUCUGCCAGCCACGCCAUUCGGUGUAGCGCCAAUGGCAGUGGAGCUCGGCGGGCUCGGAGCUCCCAUUGAAGUUGGCGCGUACGGCGGAGCCGGCGUUGGUGACGUGGCGGUCGCUGGUGAGAUGCCAGUCGCUGGCACAACAUUCGUCGCCGGACAGGUGCCCAUCCUCGGCGCGGUGCGCUUUGCUGGUGAUCUGCCAGCCUGUGGCACUGUCACCAUCUCUGGCAGCUGCGGAUGCGGAUGCAACAGUGGUCCUUAUUAUUACUAA